This is a messenger RNA of Lodderomyces parapsilosis, 621 nucleotides long. RefSeq names its product Rab family GTPase (gene YPT1). The record is from RefSeq and is a predicted model, not a curated record. Lineage: Eukaryota; Fungi; Ascomycota; Pichiomycetes; Serinales; Debaryomycetaceae. Bases 1 to 621 code for a protein of 206 amino acids. Gene Ontology annotation, biological process: regulation of exocytosis; protein secretion. Gene Ontology annotation, molecular function: GTP binding; GTPase activity. The transcript has a single exon.
AUGAACAACGAGUACGAUUAUUUGUUUAAGUUAUUGUUGAUUGGAGAUUCCGGUGUAGGUAAAUCUUGUUUGUUGUUGAGAUUUGCCGAUGACACGUACACCCCUGAUUACAUUUCAACGAUUGGUGUUGAUUUCAAAAUUAGAACGAUUGAGCUAGAUGGUAAGACCAUUAAGUUGCAAAUAUGGGAUACAGCAGGUCAAGAACGUUUCAGAACCAUUACAUCUUCCUACUAUCGCGGUGCCCAUGGUAUAAUUAUUGUAUACGAUGUUACCGAUCAAGAAAGUUUCAACAAUGUUAAACAAUGGUUACAAGAGAUUGAUCGUUAUGCAACAGGUGGUGUAAUGAAGUUAUUGGUUGGUAAUAAAGCUGAUUUAUCUGACAAAAAGAUUGUUGAGUAUACUGCCGCUAAAGAGUUUGCUGAUGCAUUGGACAUUCCAUUCUUGGAAACUUCAGCAUUGAGCUCAACUAAUGUUGAGCAAGCUUUUUACACGAUGGCAAGACAGAUUAAGGCACAUAUGGUCAACAACAAUGUAGGUACUGCUGCGGGUAAUAAGGGUAAGACAAACGUUAAUUUGAGAGGUGAAUCAUUGACAUCUAAUCAAUCCAAUUCUUGUUGUUAG